GUUUAUUGUCAAUGAAGGCGUGUCACGUGGAAGCGUUUAUUUAUGUACGAUGUGGCUACAUUUAGUAAACACCGUGUAGUAGACAUAUCUUAUCUCUCUGAUUCAUUGAUAACUAUUGAAUUAGAUUUACGCCAUUUUACAUAACGAUGCUAGCUAACAGUUACAUCGUACAUGAAGCGGUCAAUCAGAAUCAGCAGUUUAUCCAAGAAUAUUUAUACACAGAAAGUUUUUAUACUCAGCAAUAUACAACAAUGAAUAAUUUGGAAGAAAACAAUUAUGAAAAAGAAAAUUUUCCAAUACAGUGGCACGUUGAAAGUGAAAAUCGUUCAGUUGAUCCUGAAAUUGUAAAAAAUACGAAUUUAAGAAUAGAAGCAAAGGAAUUCGUUCCUAGAUACUGUUUGGAUGUAAAUACGAACAUUAAUUAUGAAUCAACAAAGGAUGCUGAUCAGAGUGUUGUAUAUAACAGAUCAGGUGGUUAUACAUUAGUUUCCACCCCAGAAGAAUUUACUAAAACGAGUUGGGCCGAUGAUACAGCUGAAAAUGUGGCUGAAUGUUUAUCUGAUUUAAGUAGUAAGCUUUAUAAUACGGAAUUGAGUGAAGGUGUUCAUUUAAUACAAGAAAAUGAGAGCCAAGAUAAACUAAGUACUAUGCCAACCAGAAGCUUUGAAGAAUUCGUUGGACAAAACAUCAAUAUUAGUGAAAAUCCUGAACAAUUACAUAGGUAUUGUAGUGUUGAUGAAUCACAUUUACCAGAAUUUAAUAAUACAGUCCAAACAGAAGAUUGUAUAGAUAGAACAAGUCAAAACAGGGACAAAAAUGAUGCUGGUAACAGAAACUUUCAACCUAGAUAUCAAUAUGAUAAAAAUAAUAGAGAACAUAAUAGAAAUUGGAAAAAGGACGAUGGACAUUACCGACAAAAAGGUAAAUCUAGAUAUUCUCAAACAUUUAGAGAAAAUUUUUCAAGAAAUAAAGACGAAGAACCAAGAGAUUUAAGGAGGAAUCACCACUCAAAUAGUGACCAGCAAAAAGAAUCACCCUACCGAUACCUAGAAAAUGAUGCCAAACCAAAUAGACAAUAUUCAGACAGAGGUAAAACUCAAGAUAAGUACCAUAAUUAUGACAAGAGAAGAAAUUAUAACAGAUCUUCUCCAAACUUCAUAAAAAAUAGUAAUGAAGUAACUGAGAUACAAUGUAGUACAACCGAAGUAAAUAUCAAUGAAGAAACGAAUAAGAAUGAGAAUAAUGAAGUAACUGUUGAAGCAGAAACUCCUACUCAGAAAAUGACAGAAUUUAAUAAAUCAAACCAUUCAAUUAAGAAAGGAAAUCAAUACAGACAUAAUCGAAAGGAACAGGAUGCUGAUGAAGAAAGUUUCAAAAGGAAAUGGUCUGAUCGACAGUCAUACGGCAAUAAGGAAGUUGAGGAAUCAAAGUCAAUAAGUGAGGAAAAAGGUGCAAAACCUAGAAAUAGGAAUUAUCAGAAAGGUAGAUUUAUGAAUCCUAGAAGUUCUUCGAAUAAUUCUAGAGAAUAUCGCGAUAAAAAAGAUGAAAGGCAACAACAACAAAUUGAACCAGCAGAAAAUACUGAAAUAGUUAAAUCCGAACACCACAAAGAAAGAAAAUCAAAAUUUAGAACACCGGACAAUAAAACUUCCAAUACUGAAAGCUUGGAUGAAGAGAAACAUAAGGAAAGAAAUAGAAGAUUUCCAGAUAAACAUAAAUCAAUGAAAUAUAAUUCGAAAAAUCAGUCGUGCAGUGAUGUUGAAGAUGGUAUCAGAUUGAAUAGGAGAUCGUUUAAUAGAGACGAAAGUGAAAGAAAACCUGCAAAAUCAUUUAGGGAUGCUCUAUUCGAAAAGAAACACGAUAAACCGCGAGAUUUGAAACAAGAGCGGGGCGAUAUUAAAGUAGAAAUAACUGUACGUUAUGAGGGAUUCAAGAACAGACCGUCUGCUGUGUCAAAUACAGAACAUGUUUUUGAUGAAACAUACGCAGAAUCAGACCCUGAAUAUAAAGCUUUCCUACAAGAUUUAAAAGAUAACAAAUUAGUGGCGUCAGAAAAAAUCAAAGAACAAAAUCAAGAUUUGUUCAAAAUGUCUGAAGAUUAUUCAUUGGCUCACUGUGUAGCUGAGGAUAUGAGGAUGGGGAGUGGAAUAGCUGUUACUUUUAGAAAUACCUUUCGUCAUGUCGAUUCUCUUUUAAAUGUGAACGAAAAACCUGGAGGUUUGGCAGUUUUAAAACACAAGGACAGAUUCUUGUAUUACCUAAUUACUAAAAGGAGAUCCAGAGAUAAGCCUUCUUACGAGGAUUUUUGGUGUUCUAUGAAGCGUUUAAGAGACCACAUUAAAAAACACCAAAUAGUCAAAUUAGCUGUACCGACACUCGGCUGUGGUUUGGAUCAAUUGAAUUGGCCAACGGUUAAACAAAUUAUGGGCUAUUUAUUCAGAGAUAUACCGAUUGAAAUAAUAGUUUGUAAUUUUACGCCUAACGAAGACGCUGUACCAACAAAUUCAAUCAAAAUCCAUCACAAAAACGACUACCUUCCAAACGCCAAAGAGUCCAUAAUAGUUUAUUUCACUUCGGCAGAUUCGUACGUUACUGAAGAAAUUUUGGAAUUGAACAAACGAUUCUCAUUUCUAGAAGAUUUCAAACGAGCCCCUAAAAAUUUCGGAGGUGUUAUUAAAUCUAAGGUUUCAAAUUGUGUUUUGUGUGGGUGUGUUGUUAGAAAAACAAUCAAAGACUGUUUCAAUUACAAAAGUUUUUCUAUGGCUUUGAAUACUAUAAACAAAAUCAUCUUGGAUACAGGUUGUGGCACUAUAGCCUUACAACACCUCAAAGAUGACAAGGACGAUUUAUUACAUCAAAAAAUCAUUACUCUUAUUAUAAACUACUUGGAAAAUGCCGAAGUUUUCGUUUAUAUGGGUCAAAUGGAUGAAUCCUUUGGAGAAACGUAACCUUGUAUUUAAUUAUUUUUUGCAGUCACUCAAAAAAGUGAUUUAUACCUUUUUAUACGUUAUCUACCAUUUUGGUGUUGAUAAUAUUAGGUAAACUAUUAUAUUUAACUUUAAUUGUGGUUUAUAACUUCUUUUUCUUUCAUAUUUUCAGUUGUCAGAAGAGGGUUUCGGUUCUACUUCUGUCUUCAUUUAUUUUCCUCAAUUUCUUUUAGUAGGUCUAUCCAUGUUUACAUUGGUCUCCUCUUUUGUUUGUCAGUGGUAUUUCCACCCUCAUUAAUCAUCUUAAUUUUUGUCUAUUUUUCUUGUAAUUGUAUGCAUAUUUCAGUCUGCUCACUAUUUCGAUACUUUCUCUACAAUAAUGGGGACAAUGGGUAAAUUUUUCUUUUUGAUAUUAAGACCAAUCAUCAGUGUAUAACAGGUUCUACGUUCCUACAUUAAAUUGUUAUACUCAGGGUUUCAUUUUUUUUAUAUUGUCUUGUCCAUGUUAAGUAUAUUCAUCAAUAUCUAGGAGCUUUAACUGUCCUUUGUUUGUACUCUGUAUAGCCCGUAUUAGCCCUUCUCUUUUUUAACGACCACAUCAAAUGUUGUUUUGAACUUAAUAAAUACAAAGAACAUUUCUUCCUAUUUCUCUAUUGUUACUUCUAUCGAGUUUGUUUAUUAUGUAUAUACAUUAGAUUACUAUCGAUUUGUCUUUCCAGUAUAAAAGCUGCCUUCUAGUUGUAGUUCUUAGUAGUGCCUUAGUCCAAAAAAUUUUAAUAAAGUUUAUAACUGGUUCGUACCAGAUAUAUUGCCCUACAAUUUUUGCAUUGAGUUUUUUUUGUGUAUAGGUAGUAUUAUUUUCGCAUCUGUCGUUUCUCCUUUUAUUCUUUGAAAAUUUUUUUUAACUAAUCUAUAUCAUAGUCAUCUAAUUAAUUUUAGUGCCCCUUCUCCAACGGGUUUUGUUUACUUUUACAGUUGAAUAGAUUAUAGCACUUUUCAUAAAGCUUCUCUUGUGAUUAUUUCAAAAUUUAUAAUUGUGGGCCUUCUAUUCAAUAAUUGCCCCAAUUUUUUUUUCUUCAAUUUAUAUAAUAACAAUUUGUUCUAAUCACAUUGGCUUAUAAUAAUGAUUUUUGUCAAAAUUAUAUUUCUUUCUAAUUGAACUACUGGUACUGGUACUCAUUGUAUAACAAGUUUUGAAUACAUUUCCAACAUUUAUUAUGUUUUGGGAGCUGAAAAACAUUUCUUUAAUGACAAUAAAUAAAACCAGUUUCAUUUCCAUACUCAGGGCUCCUUUCUUGGCACUUUUUAUUACAAUAUUCCAUUAAAAUUUAUUUUUAUAUUGUAUGUAAAUGAUCAAUUUUGGUAACCAAAUUUCCGUGAUACUUUCCAAUAACAUGAUGAUUUUUCUUUGUCGUUAUUUAAUUUCAGUUAAUUUCGAGAUUUUACACAUUUUCACCUCAUCCUAGAUAAAUUUUAUUGAUAUAUUGAUAAAUAAUCGAUUGAAUGUUUGAAGAUAUUUUAUUUUAAAUGGAUGAGAAGAAAAUGGUAAGAGAUUUCUCCACAUAUAUUAUAGAAAUUUUUUGUAAUUAUGCAUAUUAUUUUACAAUCAUGUAAUUGCUUUCUACUUAUUAACUAUAUUUGGUUUCUUUUAUAUUUUUAUAAACAUUUUAGGAAAACCUUUACUAGACUAUGAAAAUGGUAAUUCUAUUCUAUAUUCUAUACUUCUAUUUUGAUUCAAGAACCUUACAUGAAAAUUAUAUCAGAAUAUUUUUAAUUGUGGGUCAUUGAAAACUUAUUUAUGAUUAAUACUCUCCCAUGAAGUGAUUCAGUGAUUCAAAGACUGAUCAGGUUUAACCCAAACUAGUUUUCCAGAUAGUAAAAAUGUAAGCGGUUUUUAAUAUCAAGCAUAAGCCAAUUUCCAAACAUCUUUAGCAAAAAAUUUGAGAUUUCUAUACUGUAAACCAAAAAACAAGUUUUAGAAUGAUCUAAACAUCCAAUUUUUUAUUAUUUUAACAAUUCAUAACUUGAUAUAUCCAUUAUAAAUCCAAAUUAUUGAAUUUGAAUCAAUUUUUUUCUUAAACAAAAAUCAUAUUACCAAAAAAUCAUAAUCCACAGAAAAUUUAAUGAUAUUUUUAAAGAGAUUAAACAAUUUCAGCCUCUAUAUAAUAUUUCAGAUACAUUUUUAACAUAAUCAGAGGGUACUAUGGUACUUCAUUUGAUAUCAUGCAUCUUUCGAUAUCAACAAACCAGUAGCUUAUAAAAUUUUGAAAUUGGCUAUGCUCACAAACUAAAUAUAUCCACAAUUUUUAUAUAGAAUAUUAUUUAGUUGAUUCUAUGGAGGGUUUCAUCAAUAUCAAAUCCUUUGUAGCGAAAUCCCCCAAAAACCACAAAACAUAUUUUUUUACAAUUUAUUAUACCAUAACGAAAAGUUUUUUAUUGAGCAUAAGUAUAUAAAUGUAAAAUAUUUAACCAACUUGAAUAUAAUUAACUGUUCCAUUGGUUUCCAAUUCUUCUUUGAGUUCCUUACUUAAGAGUCAAAAUUUAUCGAAACAAGAACUGGGGCCACUAAAAUGCAAAUUUUCAAAUAGUUCAUUUAAUUUAAAAUUAAAUUUAAUUUGUUACAAAAUUUAACAAUAAUUUGAAAAAUGAAAAACAAGGCAACUGUAAUUCUACUACAAUUUUUCUUAUUUCCUUAAGAUCUGUAGAUCUUUCAAAACCCAAAUAAACCUAAAGAAAAAAUCAUUUGAACUGGUAAUCUGAGGGGGCACUUGAUUACUCCAUUAUACAUGAAAAGUAUUUUCAAAAUAAUAUUUAACGUUUACUGUCUUUGAGAAGUAGUUUUAGAGUUGUUGGUUAUUGUUUUAUGUUGCUACAACUUGAAAAGUAAUUAAUUAUAGCAAAUGUGAAUCCUCACUCAGGUAAAGUGGAACAGUUUAAUUUAUCACGAAGUUCUAAAAUUAGAUUGGAAUUAAGCUGACUAGCGAUUUUAUAUACAUAUGUUCCAUACUUUUUUCUAGCACUGUAUAUACAUAUUUUACACAAAAAACAUGAGUUUUCUAUCUGUGUUGCUUAUGUAAUAAAUACUUUUUUUUAUUUAGCAUACUUUAAUUAGCACGAUUAAAUUUAUGUAACAAAACUGCAUAAAGUACAAAUCUAUACAAUGUUUUUUAGGUAAACAAAAAUUUAUUUUAGGUAAAUCCAACUUUUCAUUUGUUAUUGUUUUUUUUUUCAGUAGCGGGUUUGUCGCCUGUAGGCUUUUCUUCUUUGUAUUGUAAGUAGAUAUUGGGAUCUAAUAUAUACUAUGACCUGUAGGAUCUUUUGUGGUCCCUUUUUCUUGCUGCGAUACUACCCAGUGUUUACAGCUGAACUGUUAAUCCUACACCCUCCCAGGUGUGGUGCUGUGAAAUUCCAUAAUGUUUCACAUUUCGAAAUAAUGUGAAUAGAGGUCUAGUGUCUCUUGUUAGUAUUCGUAGGUUGUUUUUACUUAAAUUGAUACAUUCAGCAAAUCUUCUCUGGUUAUAGCUUCCCAGGAGAGUCCUUGUCUGUCUCAGCCACAGAAGGUUGUCCCAAUAAUUGGUUUUGCUCAUAACUACAUUCUUUUCUCUAAUGCCUUUUCAAUAGAAGGGUUCAAGUCCCAUGAACAGCAAAUUUGAUCUUUAGUUCACAAUUAUUUACAUUAAAUUUUUCAUUAAUAAAAUCUCUACUAUAUAAUUUGAUAAAUGAAGUUUUCUGUAAAAUUCUUGAUUAUUUUUCUGUUUUAUAUUCAAAAUUUAAAAAUAAUAAAUUUCAGUAGGUAUUUUGAAAUUAAAUUUGAUCAUUUCCUAAUUAGAUCAUUGAAAUUGACUGAUUGAUUGUGUAAUUAGAUUUAACAUUAAGUAACAUGGAUGAAUAAAUAUAAUUAUUGGUUAAAAGUUAUCAUUAAAUAAAUUGUGAAUUUCAAUUAUAAUGUAUCGCUGUUGCAAUAUUCAUCAUGCUAAUAGUAUAUUUUACGAAGUGUUAGCAAUUAUUCAUUUAGGGAUGUUCAAGUAUUUACUAUGCUGCAUAUAAUACUAUAUUUCCAUUUUUAUCAAAUUACUUCAAACUUCUGUAAAAAAUUUUGAACAAAAUUUGCUGCAUUAGGCUACAGCACCUCCAUGAAGUUGCCUCUUGUUUUAAUUAUUUUAAAAUUUCAUUAAUGCCAAUUGUGAGAGAGUGAAAAGAAAAAUUGUUAGAGAGUAAUUAUUUCAAUUAAUAUUAAAUACUUACAUAAGGCGAAAUGUGCUUGAUACUCCCUCAGCAGUGGGAACUGCAUUGUGCAAGACAUCUAGCAGCACCGAUCAAUAGAUAUGUGGAAAAGGUACAAUCUUGCACUGUCAAGGACUACAAGAUAAAACAAUGUCCUUGCAAGUUUGGGAUACACCAUGGUAAACGUUGUCUACAUUGUAAACAUGAAUGAAUACCUCCGUCACUUAUUUGGUCGAAUUGGCUAAUAUUCCAGGUAAAUUUCCCAUGAGAGAAACAGUUGAGGAAACGAUUGAAGGUGGUCCAACCACAGGAUCAGCCAAAGCAAAAACUGCCACUUCUCAUGAGAAGACCUAUAUAUGUCCUGCUCAGCAAUUGCAACUUCUCGCUGAUGUGUAUCUUGCUGUUGGGGAAAAUUUUUGAACUCUCUUGUCAAUAUACAUUUCAGAAUGGGUACACUAACUGUAUCAGAAGCAACAUCUGCAUCGGGGAUGAUAAAAUUUCUACAAUCUAAUCAUCGACUGUUUUUGAACCAUAUCAAUUGAGUACUUCAAUAUGUUAUGGAAGUUCUUGCUAUACCAAUAUCAGCCGAUCACAAAUUAUUACAAUUACUUGAUAUAUGUAUUAGCCAAUUAACUAAUUACUCUCUAAUAAUUUUUAUUUUCUCUCUUAUCGUCUCUAUUAGCAUUAAGGAAAUUUCAAAAUAAUUAAACCAGGAAACCAACUUUGCGGAGGUGGCUACAGCCUACUCAACCAACACUGUUUUUUCAAUUUUUAUAUCCAAAUAACUGUCAUCCUCCCAUUUAAUCCAUUUUCUUUCUUUUGAUUUGAGCUUAACUUCGAAUUACUUUUUAAAGAUCCGAUAGUGAUUAUCUUGUUAAUUAAAAAUUAAUCUAAUGUUUUCUUUGAAAUUUAGCUAAAGUUGGCCUAAAUAAAUUAUACAUAUUAUACACAUUAGUUUAUAAUUCCAAAUAAAAUGUUUGUUUAUGCAGUCUGUGAUACUAUAUAGUAAUGCAUAUAUUUCGGUGUAUUAAUGUUUUUGUGAAUGUACCUAAAUAAAAAUCUUUUUCUAUUUAAUAAGCUGUUAUUGAAUCAAUAUUUGUAAUCAGGUAUCUUUUUAGCACUUAUUGUUAUAUUUGGAUAAUCGCUAAAUAAAUAAAUUUACAGUUGAAAA
Messenger RNA from Diorhabda sublineata, 8322 nucleotides. RefSeq names its product protein kinase 4-like. Lineage: Eukaryota; Metazoa; Arthropoda; Insecta; Coleoptera; Chrysomelidae. Gene Ontology annotation, biological process: peptidyl-glutamate ADP-deribosylation. The transcript has 2 exons. The record is from RefSeq and is a predicted model, not a curated record. The coding region runs from base 147 to 2948 and encodes 933 amino acids.